CUGCGAUCCUCCUUCGGCAAGGCUUUCCGCAAGAAGUCGUCCAUCUCCGUCGCCCCAACUACGAAUACCCCUCCCGCCACGUCAGGCGUCGGCUGCCACUCCACGGCAGACGAGUCCGGCCCGGCCAGUCUUUCGAUGUCGGCCCCGAACUCUGCCUCCCCGGCCACGGGCAUCGGUACCGCCGGCCUCCUCCACUCCUCCGAAGACUUGGGCCUCUUGUGUGGCGUCGGAUCGGCCGCCAGCGGUGGGAAUGUGGUUGGAGUGUGCGGUCUGGAGGCGGUUUGCCCCGAGCUGCCCGGACUCGGCUCGCCGAAUCCGCCACCGGCCAUGGGGCCAGUGGACAGUGGCAUUCUAAGCGGUACCGACAACAAUUCGCUCUCUUCCUGCUCCACCAACGCCUCGUCGUCCCUGGCUCCUGCGGCCAUGCAGACCAGCGGCGUCAGAACCUCGGCCGCGCUCAGCCUCGGCGACAGGCCGCCUCAGACGCAGUCGUCAAGACUGGCCCAGUCUCGAGCUUUGGCGCCACGCCAGUUGACGUCAUCUCCGCCCGACACAGUUUCGUCCGUCAGGAGCCGGCCGCAGCCGACUGUUGUUGGGGAGUCCGGACCCGCAGUCGCUAAGACAACAGCAAACGGACUCUCGCCGUCACAUUCCGCCACCUCGGCGUCGCCGUCCGGAGCAUCAUCUGCCUCUUCUGCCUCCUCCUCCUCUUCUGCUUCCUCCUCCUCCUCUUCUUCCUCAACUUCGUGGGGAGUCUCGAAUCCGCAGGAAGCCUUGCGAGGUGAUAAAGGAAUGGCAGUUGAACUAUCCAACAAUGAUAUGAGUAGACCUUACGUUUUCAUUGAAUUUCUGAUAACCUCGGCUCUGAAAAGCACCCCCAGCGCUACUCACACCAUGACAGUGCUGCGGAUAAUGUUGACACGUUCGAGUCCUGCUGGGGAUGCUGAUGAGCUCUCGUCGAGGUUGAAAUUGCAGUCUACUCCAGCCGGGAUGAAAAUACAUUUUGGGAAUCAGGGCUAUGUGAAAUUCACUAUAAACCACUUGACUAGGGAUUCUACUGCCACUUGUUCCCUGACAUUGCCCUCUCUUUCACUCAUCCUCUUCCCUCUCCCUCUCUCUCUCUCUCUCUUUCUCUCUUGCCCUCAUGUGACCUUUUUCUAUUUCACUCUCGCUUUUGCUUCCUCCUUCACCACAGCCGGCAACCAGCCUCCUCCCUCCCUUGCUAGGCCGGCUAACCUACCACAGACGAGUGUGUUGCUGCCUUCGGAGACGCGACAACAGCCGGUGGGAGGCCAGGCGACAGGAAGCAGUGAGCUUUUGGUGGAGAUGCGCAACAAACAUGUGUCCGAGUCUUUAGCGGCAAUUCAGAGAUACGAAGAGAAACUGGGUUUCGGUGAAUCUCCUGAGAUAACAUUGUUGGCGGGACUUUUAUUUCGUAUGAAAGUACAUGGAGAAGAGAUUCAUAGGUCGGUCUCACCAGAUGAGAACGGCUGA
This is a messenger RNA of Protopolystoma xenopodis, 1494 nucleotides long. Lineage: Eukaryota; Metazoa; Platyhelminthes; Monogenea; Polystomatidea; Polystomatidae. The record is from the annotation of a GenBank genome assembly.